AUGGCUGGAGGAGCUGCUGCAGUGACGGGGGUGGACGCAAAGUACGCGCACCUGAUCAACCCGAACAGAAAGUGGUACAACAAUCGGCGUCUCAUCACUCUUAACGCCUGGAUUGUCCUGUUGCUUAUCACGGCUUCUACGAAUGGUUUUGAUAACAGUUUGAUGAAUGGCUUCCAGUCUCUAGGUCAAUGGGAAGACUACUUCAACAACCCUCAGGGUGGUAAGCUUGGUGUUCUGAACGCUAUUCAGAAUAUCGGCUCUCUGGCAGGCUAUCCUUUCGCGCCAUAUGUCUCUGAUGGACUUGGUCGGCGACCUGCAAUAUGGAUCGGUGCAACAAUCAUGUUGGUUGGCGUCGCCGUCCAGGCUGCCGCAAACAGUCUCGGCAUGUUCAUCGGUGCCCGAUUCUGCAUCGGUUUUGGACUGACGUUUGCUGCCAACGCGGCGCCCAUGUUGGUCACCGAAAUAUCUUACCCGACAUACCGUGCGCCUCUUACGUCACUCUACAACUCUCUAUGGUACUCUGGUAAUAUCAUUGCAUCGUGGACGACGUACGGAACUCAGCACAUCAACAGCACCUGGGCAUGGCGUAUUCCCUCUAUUCUCCAGGGUCUCCCUUCCAUAUUCCAGUUUUUCUUGGUUUUGUUUGCCCCAGAGAGUCCACGUUGGUUAAUCUCCAAGGGCAAGGAUGAGCAGGCUCUCAAGACUCUUGCUUACUACCACGCCGAUGGUGACGAGCAAGAUCCGCUUGUUCUGUACGAGUUUGAGGAAAUAAAAGCCGCUAUCACUUUGGAGUGUGAUGCUGGUUCAAAGAUUGGCUGGCGGACACUUGUCGCUACCCCUGGAAACAGGAAGCGUAUGGUCCUCGUUGUUGCCAUCGCUUGGUUCUCUCAGUGGUCUGGGAACGGCCUCGUGUCCUUCUACUUGAACAAGGUGUUCGACAGUAUUGGCAUCACAAGUCCUACGAUCCAGUUGCUCAUUAACGGUAUCCUUGCCAUUUGGAACCUAUUCUGGGCCGUCCUCGCAGCGUUCAUGGUCGACCGCCUCGGCCGACGCUUCCUGUUCCUCACAUCUUGUGCAGGUAUGGUCGUCAUGUUCGCGAUGCAGACCGUAUGCUCUGCAGAGUUUGCUAUCCAUGGCACGCAGGCCGCUGCACACGCCGUCAUCGCCUUUAUCUUCCUGUACUACGCAUUUUACGACAUUGCAUUCACGCCGCUUAUCGUCUCGUACACUGUCGAGAUCCUGCCAUACACCAUCCGCGCGAAGGGCUUCAACGUCUUCAAUUUCGUUGUGUCUCUCGCGCUCAUCUUCAACCAGUAUGUCAACCCAAUCGCGCUCAAGAGCAUUGCGUGGAAGUACUACAUCGUCUACGUCUGCUGGCUCGUGUUUGAGUUCUUCUUCUGCUACUUCAUGAUAAUCGAGACGAAGAACCACACACUCGAAGAGACCGCGGCUCUGUUCGAUGGCGAAGACCUCUCUAACCGUAUUGUUGUUGGCGUCCCGCACGAUGUCAAGCACGACGACAGGGACUACAGCGAUAAGGGUUCUGCGUAA
This is a messenger RNA of Sparassis crispa, 1551 nucleotides long. Its product is annotated as Lactose permease. Gene Ontology annotation, biological process: carbohydrate transport; transmembrane transport. Lineage: Eukaryota; Fungi; Basidiomycota; Agaricomycetes; Polyporales; Sparassidaceae. The record is from RefSeq and is a predicted model, not a curated record. Gene Ontology annotation, cellular component: membrane. Gene Ontology annotation, molecular function: carbohydrate:proton symporter activity. The transcript has 9 exons. The coding region runs from base 1 to 1551 and encodes 516 amino acids.